AAAAUAAUGGAUAACAAUUGACUCUCUAUUAUCAAAUUAUGCUGAGAAAGGACACCAUGUAUUUGAUUAAAUGCCUGAAUAGGCAUUCUAAUCCUUCUUCAAGAUUAUGAAUGCUCAACUCCAAUAUCCCCAGUUCUUUUUGAAGAUUCUCAACAUGCAUUAUGAUUGAUUUUCUAAUUGACUGACAUAUGAGGUUUUGCAUAUUUGAACACCACCACCACCCUCCUUUUUCCGAUCAUAAUUGUCAGGCAAAGUCCCCGAGGCAACCCCACCUCCCCUUCCAAAUGCCUCAUCACCUGCCCCAUACUCGGACUCCAUUGUUAGAGCACAUAAACCCCCAUUUUGAGCACAACCACAAUCUCUACCUCAUCAUAGUCAUCUCUCAUUCUAUUGUCCACCACAUCAAGAAUUGCCCCUUCUUUCCACUUCUCUAAUCCACCAAAAUGAUUUCUUCAGGCCACUCUGGGAAAAAUGGGUGUUGAUAGUUGGUUUAGAAAGUUAUUUUCCAUGCAAGCAAUAUUACACUUUCUGAUCAAUUUUUGUGCCAUUCGUGGUUUUCAUCAAAGUUUAUUUCAAUAACUGUCACACCAGUCACUAUUCUAUUUUUUUCAAAUGGUAGCGGAAUCUUUUGCAUUUUAUCAUAAAUAAUAUUUUAUAUGUACAUAUUCACCGAGCAGCUAAAGAAUAAAAAUAACAUAUAAUAACAUGUGUUUAUCCAAUCACCUACCAUUAGUCAAUUCUGAGCACAGGUUCUCCGGAUGACAUAACGUGUACACAAAAGGCAAAGACAGAUUAACGGCAAACCUCCCUAAGCCAUCCUCUCACCUUAUAGUACAAGACACUACCAAGACUCCCUUUUGCCCAGUUCUUCUUGUCUUCACCUUCACAACUAAGAUAAUGAAAACGCACACGCACAUUUCUCUUUUGUUUUAGAUAAUAAAACCCCAUUACCAAACCCCAAACCUCAAUAUAAAACCACCAUCAAGUUAACAUAAUCUGAUACAUUUUUCUUCAUGAAUUAUGACAAUCAUUCUGAUCAUUUUUUCUAUCACCUGUCUCUUUGUGAACUCUGAAUCCAUCAGCCGAGCUGAUUUUCCAGAUGGGUUCGUCUUCGGAACCGCCUCUUCUGCUUACCAGUUUGAAGGGGCUGUGAAUGAAGGAAAAAAGGGUGUUAGCAUAUGGGAUACCUUCACAAAGGUACCUGGAAGAAUCUUGGAUUUCAGCAAUGCAGACCUGGCUGUUGAUCAAUAUCAUCGGUUUAAGAAUGAUAUUCACUUGAUGAAGGACUUGGGAAUGGAUGCUUACAGAUUUUCAAUAUCAUGGUCAAGAAUAUUCCCAAAUGGAACAGGAGAACCAAAUUCGGAAGGAAUAGAAUACUAUAACUGCCUCAUAGAUGCUUUACUGGAAAAAGGAAUUCAGCCCUAUGUUACUCUUUAUCAUUGGGAUCUUCCACAAAUGCUUGAAGAUAGCUACGAAGGGUGGUUAAGCAAUCGAAUUAUAAAGGAUUUUGAGCACUAUGCUUUCACCUGCUUCCAAGCUUUUGGAGACAGAGUGAAGUACUGGAUCACCUUCAACGAACCCCACGGUAUCUCCAUCCAAGGUUAUGACACAGGCAUUCAAGCUCCUGGAAGGUGUUCUAUUCUCGGUCAUAUUUUCUGUAAAACAGGAAAAUCAUCGGUUGAACCAUACAUUGUGGCUCACAACAUCCUCUUGUCUCAUGCUGCCGUUUAUCGUUGUUAUCAACGUCAUUUCAAGGAAAGACAAGGAGGUCUGAUUGGGAUAGCACUAGAUUCCAAAUGGUAUGAACCGAUAUCUGAUAGUGAUGAGGAUAAAGAUGCUGCAACUAGAGCAAUUGAUUUUGGACUUGGAUGGUUCCUUGAUCCACUACUCCUUGGCGGAUAUCCUCUUUCGAUGCAGAAGCUUGUGGGUAAGAGAUUACCCGAGAUCAACCCUGAGGUGUCAAGAUUACUGGUUGGGACCUUGGAUUUUGUUGGCAUAAAUCACUACACCACAUUAUAUGCCCGGAAUGACAGAACUAGGAUUCGGAAGUUUAUAUUGCAGGAUGCUUCAUCAGAUAAUGGCGUGAUCACUACCUCUUCCAGACAUGGAGUCGCUAUUGGAGAAAGAGCUGCUUCUCACUGGCUACACAUAGUCCCUUGGGGGAUCCAAAAACUAUUAAGGCAUGUGAAGGAUAAAUAUGGAAACCCACCGAUGAUUAUCACUGAAAAUGGCAUGGAUGAUCCAAACAGACCUUAUAUGACCUUAGACAAGGCUUUACAGGAUGACAAGAGGAUAAGUUAUCACAGAGACUACCUGUCAAACCUAUCUGCUGCUAUAAGGGAUGACAACUGUGAUGUGCGUGGCUAUUUCGUGUGGUCCUUGCUUGAUAACUGGGAAUGGAACUCAGGCUAUACGGUCCGGUUUGGACUAUAUUUUGUGGACUAUAAGAAUAAUCUCACAAGGAUUCCAAAGUCUUCUGUUAAGUGGUUCAAAAAUAUGUUGAGAUUGAAAAGUGAUCUAAGCUACCAGUUAUAGUUUCAUUGUAUGCCAUAUCAAGCACAUGUUGUACCAUGAAUGAUAAUUGUAAAAAGAAUUCAAUACAGUAAAGUAAAGGAAAAAGUACCAUGAAUAUACGGAUUGAUGAUGGCUUUUCCUCUA
Messenger RNA from Cornus florida, 2658 nucleotides. Its product is annotated as putative beta-glucosidase 41. Gene Ontology annotation, molecular function: beta-glucosidase activity. Bases 1021 to 2535 code for a protein of 504 amino acids. The transcript has 13 exons. NCBI's taxonomy places the organism in Eukaryota, Viridiplantae, Streptophyta, Magnoliopsida, Cornales, Cornaceae. Gene Ontology annotation, biological process: carbohydrate metabolic process. The record is from RefSeq and is a predicted model, not a curated record.